AUGGCGGACUACCUGAUCAGCCGCGGCACCCGCUACAUGCCGGAGGACCGGCUCACCGCGCAGCAGCCCUUCGCCAGCGCCCACAGCCUCACCUGCAACGACUUCCUGAUUCUCCCAGGAUUCAUAGACUUCAUAACUGAUAAGGCGGACCUGAGCUCAGCCCUGACCUGGAAGAUCACGCUGAAGAUGCCACUCAUCUCCUCCCCCGUGGACACUGUGACAGAGGCUGACAUGGCCAUCGCAAUGGCUCUGAUGGGAGGUAUCGGUUUCAUUCACCACAACUGCACCCUGGAGUUCCAGGCCAAGGAGGUGCGGAAGGUCAAAAGGUUUGAACAGGGCUUCAUCAUGGACCCCGUGGCGCUGAGCCCCUCGCACACUGUGGGUGAUGUGUUGGAGGCCAAGGUGUGGCAUGGCUUCUCUGGCAUCCCCAUCACUGAGACAGGCACCAUGGGCAGCAAGCUGGUGGGCAUCGUCACCUUCCGAGACAUCGACGUUCUUGCAGAGAAGGACCACACCACCCUCCUCAGUGAGGAGAUGACACCAAGGACUGAGCUGGUGGUGGCUCCAGCAGGUGUAAUGUUGAAAGAGGCAAAUGAGAUCCUGCAGUGUAGCAAGAAAGGGAAGCUGCCUGUCGUCAGUGAUCGCGAUGAGCUGGUGGCCAUCAUCGCCUGCAAAAACCUGAAGAAGAACCGAGACUACCCUGCGGCCUCCAAGGAAUCCCGUGAGCAGCUGCGAUGCGGGGCAGCUGUGGGCACCCGUGAGGAUGACAAAUACCGCCUGGACCUGCUCACCCAGGUGAGUGUCAACGUCACAGUCUUGGACUUUUCCCAAGGGAGCUCAGUGUAUCAGAUCACCAUGGUGCAUUACAUCAAACAGAAGUACCCCCACCUCCAGGUGACUGGGGUAAACAUGGUGACAGCAGCCCAGGCCAAGAAUCUGAUUGACGCUGGUAUGGAAGGGCUUGGCAUGGGCAUGGGCUGCAGCUCCAUCUGCGUCACCCAGGGUGUGAUGGCCUGCAGUCAACCCCAGGGCACUGCUGUGUACAAGUAGGCCGAGUAUGACUGGCGCUUUGGUGUGCCUAUAAUAGCCGAUGGCAGCAUCCAGACCGUGGGGCACAUGGUCAAGGCCCUGGCCCAUGAAGCCUCCACAGUGAUGAUGGGUCUGCUGGCUGCCACCACAGAGGUCCCCAGUGAAUACUUCUUCUCAGAUGGGGUGUGGCUCAAGAAGUACCAGGGCAUGGACUCGCUGGAUGCCAUGGAGAAGAGCAGCAGCAGCCAGAAACAAUACUUCAUCGAGGGGGAUAAGGUGAAGAUUGCGCAGGGUAUCUCCAGCUCCAUCCGGGACAAAGGGUCCAUGCAGAAGUUCGUGCCCUACCUCAUAGCGGGCAUCCAGCAUGGCUGCCAGGAUACUGGGACCCAGCUGUCUGUCCUUUGGUCCAUGAUGUACUCAGGAGAGCUUAAGUUUGAGAAGUGGACCAUGUUGGCCCAGAUUGAGGGUGGCGUGCAAGGCCUGUGCUUUUACGAGAAGUGGCUGUACUGAGGACAGCGGUGGAGGCCGAGGUGGUGGAGGGGGCGUACCCCAAUGUCCACCUUCGGGCACAGCCUCCCUCCAUAACUGAGUGGUCCACAGGUUUGCACUCUGGGCUCCCCAGCUCCUUUCCAGGGAGAGAGGAGGGGAGGUCCAGAAGGGUCUGUGGCCCCUCGCUGGGCAUCCCCUGCAGAGUCAGGACUGCUCUCUGGUCAAGGCUGCCCUGGGAGACCCACCAAGCCCAGUCAGCUGGGCUCUUAGGCCCUGCGCCUGCCUCAGGUCUUUCUUGCUGCAGCCUGCUUCAGCCUGGCCCCCACCCAGGGGCAGGCAGCCCCUCCUGGCUUCUCCUGUAGGGCACCUCCCUGCCCCCAGCCCCCCAGGAAAUGGUGCUCUCCUGGCCCUGCCUCUGGCCCUUCCUGGGCCGCUGCC
Molecule: messenger RNA, 1956 nt
Organism: Chlorocebus sabaeus (green monkey)
Lineage: Eukaryota; Metazoa; Chordata; Mammalia; Primates; Cercopithecidae
Source: RefSeq, a predicted model, not a curated record